This is a messenger RNA of Iphiclides podalirius (scarce swallowtail), 1569 nucleotides long. The record is from the annotation of a GenBank genome assembly. Lineage: Eukaryota; Metazoa; Arthropoda; Insecta; Lepidoptera; Papilionidae.
AUGAGGGCUGGGUCGCGCGGGCCCGUGCUGGCUGUAGCCCUCCUUGCCGUACUCUAUUCAGGAUGGUGUUCAGAAGACGAAGAGCGACUGGUACGCGAUCUGUUCCGGGGAUAUAACAAACUCAUUCGCCCAGUCCAGAACAUGACGCAAAAAGUGGACGUGCGCUUCGGCCUGGCUUUCGUACAGCUGAUCAACGUUAACGAAAAAAAUCAAAUUAUGAAAUCGAACGUAUGGCUGCGUCUAGUUUGGAUGGAUUACCAACUGAUGUGGGACGAAGCUGAUUAUGGUGGCAUCGGGGUGCUCCGCCUGCCCCCUGAUAAGGUGUGGAAACCCGACAUUGUACUCUUCAACAACGCUGAUGGCAAUUACGAAGUGCGGUAUAAAUCUAAUGUUUUGAUCUAUCCCAAUGGCGAAGUUCUUUGGGUUCCACCAGCUAUUUACCAGAGCUCAUGCACAAUCGAUGUAACUUACUUUCCAUUUGAUCAACAAACGUGCAUCAUGAAAUUUGGAUCUUGGACCUUCAACGGUGAUCAAGUCUCUCUUGCGCUCUACAACAAUAAAAACUUCGUCGAUCUCUCCGACUAUUGGAAAUCGGGAACGUGGGAUAUAAUAGAAGUACCUGCAUAUUUAAAUAUUUAUGAAGGGAACCAUCCCACUGAAACGGAUAUAACUUUCUAUAUUAUUAUAAGAAGAAAGACUUUGUUCUACACCGUCAACCUAAUUUUGCCGACAGUACUGAUCUCCUUCCUCUGCGUUCUUGUUUUUUACUUACCUGCUGAGGCAGGGGAAAAGGUUACGUUAGGCAUAAGUAUUCUGCUCUCGCUAGUCGUGUUUCUACUGUUGGUGUCAAAAAUAUUGCCACCCACUUCACUUGUGCUACCGUUAAUCGCAAAAUACUUAUUAUUUACAUUUAUAAUGAACACCGUGAGUAUACUUGUGACAGUGAUCAUAAUAAAUUGGAACUUCCGAGGGCCUAGAACUCACAGGAUGCCUCUUUGGAUAAGAAGUGUCUUCUUGCAUUAUCUACCAGCAGCCCUACUUAUGCGUCGACCACGUAAGACUCGGCUUCGAUGGAUGAUGGAAAUGCCCGGGAUGGGAGCACCGCCCCACGCCGCUGCCCCUCACGACUUACCCAAACAUAUUAGUGCGAUCGGUGCGAAACAAAGCAAAAUGGAGGCAAUGGAGCUGUCGGACCUCCAUCACCCGAACUGCAAGAUAAACCGCGCCGCUGGUGGUGGUGAGGUCGGCGCCCUGGGUGGCCUCGGCGCUCUCGGAGGCCUUGGACUUGGCGAAAGAAGAGAAUCCGAGAGCUCCGAUUCCCUGCUACUGUCACCCGAAGCCGCUAAAGCAACAGAGGCCGUUGAAUUCAUAGCCGAGCACUUACGUAACGAGGAUCUUUACAUUCAGACGCGCGAAGAUUGGAAAUACGUGGCAAUGGUCAUCGAUAGACUGCAGUUAUACAUUUUUUUCAUCGUGACAACAGCUGGUACUGUGGGGAUUCUUAUGGAUGCCCCGCAUAUAUUUGAAUACGUAGACCAGGACCGCAUUAUUGAAAUAUAUAGAGGAAAG